This is a messenger RNA of Tremella mesenterica DSM 1558, 1844 nucleotides long. RefSeq lists its product as uncharacterized. Gene Ontology annotation, cellular component: nucleus. The coding region runs from base 238 to 1476 and encodes 412 amino acids. NCBI's taxonomy places the organism in Eukaryota, Fungi, Basidiomycota, Tremellomycetes, Tremellales, Tremellaceae. The record is from RefSeq and is a predicted model, not a curated record. Gene Ontology annotation, molecular function: protein binding. The transcript has 6 exons.
CUCAACUCGCCCUCCCUUGUUCACUCUACACUCUUUUCAAACCCCGCCUUCAUAAUACAAUCCCGACCUAUGCUACAUCCUCUGAGAAUAGCUCGAAACUGGCCGAGUGCUGUCAGAUCUUUGAGAUAGUCAGUAGUGUGAGAGUAAUCUGUCUUGGGUCCUUUAACUCGCGCGGAAAGAAGCGUCAGACCAUCAUCAUCCACGCUCUCAACUUCCUGUUCAAUCUUGUCCAUCAACAUGGUACUACCAGUUCAGCUACAAUACGAUUCCCCCUUCCCAUUAUACGGCCUCAGCUUCUCCAACUCUGACGCUCAUCGCUUGCGAAUAGCUACCACUUCGUAUAUGGCCGGUCCGACUAACAAAAUUCAAGUCUUCGAUAUCGAUUUCAAUUCUUCGUCACCAUACUCCGCAUCAAACAACUUUACUCCGUUGGCUCAAGCCAAUUUACAGUUCCCAGCUACAAAGGUCGCUUGGCAGCCCUCGGACAGGGGUUUGGGCAAUGACGAAGAGAGGGAGUUAUUAGCCACGACUGGAGAUGUUCUCAGGAUAUGGGAGAUUGAUAGGGAUUAUGAAGAUGAAUACGGUGGAAAUGGUUGGGGAGGAGGAACGACGGGUUACUCCUUGACACCUCGAAGUGUUCUCACAAACAGCAAAUCCCCUGCUACGAACCUACCCCCCAUCACGAGUCUCAGUUGGAACACCAUAUCACCCGGAAACAUCGUAACUUGUUCUAUAGAUACCACAGCGACAUUAUGGGAUAUAAAUACAAGUCAAGCAUUGACUCAACUCAUUGCUCAUGAUCGGGCGGUCUAUGAUUUAUCAUGGCUACCACAAUCAGCGGACAUUUUCGUGUCUGUAGGCGCGGACGGUUCUCUACGAGCAUUCGAUCUACGGACCCUUGAACAUUCAACUAUUUUGUACGAAUCACCCAACGAAGCUCCAUUGGCUAGAAUCGCAUUCAGCAACAAAGAACAACAUAUGCUCGCUUGCUUUGGCGUUGAUGACUCCAAAGUCCUCAUAUUAGACAUGCGCAGUCCAGGGCAACCGGUAGCUGAGCUUAUUGGACAUUCCGGCGCUUUAUCAGGCAUAGCUUGGGGUGCUGGUGGACCUAAUUCUCCUUCUGGUGGAGGAUGGAUAGCGUCCUGUGGCGACGACUGUCAACUUUUACUCUGGGACCUCACCUCCCCAAUCCCCGAACGUCCCAAACCCACACCUAAAAACCCUAACGGCAAUGGUCAACCUAACGGUGUUCGAUCCCCAUCUGCCAGUCCUCUCCCAAACGCCUAUGGUCUAUCACCUGUCCCAAGUCAAGAAUUAGGAACGGGAAGUAAGAGUCCUUCACCCGGAGCGGCACUUGAUUUAUCUCCGGCGAGAGCUUGGAACGCAGAUAUGGAGAUUAAUAAUCUCGCUUUUGAUAGAGAAGGUGAAUGGGUGGGAUGUGUGAGUGGACAGAGGUUGAAUGUUUUGAAGGUGUGAGGGACAUCACCCUUUGCGUCUUAUUGCAUGAGGUUCGUCUUAUUGCAUGGGGGUACAUUGAUAUUGGUGAUACUGCUGCAAGACGAUAUGUUCACAUGGAAGAGUUUGGAGAUCAGGGGAAGAUUUCAUUUCUUUAGGUAGACGAUACUAGGCGUGGAUGGUGUUUCUAGGACAAGAGAAGGCGUGUGAAGGAGGGCCGAUCAUGAUGGGUAGAAAUGAAAGGGGUUGAAGGAAAGCAGGGUCGUACGAAAGAUACUGAGCGAGUGAUCAGAUGAGACAUCUCAAAUGAUCAGGUUGUAGAUGAAGAUCACGAAGACGGGCGUGAAUGGGAUAAAGAUUUGAACAAAGAUGAAAUAAAACGAACGACC